CAACAGGAGACGGAGCGUGUUCACGACGUUGGAGGAGAAGAGCCGGAGAGAGGUGUAAAGAGAAACGCAUCACUUAUAACAAUUUAUCUAGUUAAUCCCGUAUUUUUUUUAAACAAAAAUGUCAGAGGAAAAGCCUAAGGAGGGAGUGAAGACGGAGAACGACCACAUCAACUUGAAGGUUGCGGGGCAGGACGGUUCGGUGGUCCAGUUCAAAAUAAAGAGACACACCCCCCUCAGCAAACUCAUGAAGGCUUACUGCGAACGACAGGGUCUUUCAAUAAGGCAGAUCAGGUUCAGGUUCGACGGCCAGCCCAUCAACGAGACGGACACACCUGCACAGCUUGAGAUGGAGGAUGAAGACACCAUAGAUGUGUUCCAGCAGCAGACGGGUGGGCUCUGUUAAGCUCCUCCCCCCCCUCAGUGAUGGCCACAUUCAGACCACACCCUCAGCCACUUCUACAGUUCCUCUCCUCCCAUCUCUCCCCUCAGCUUUUUGUGUUUUAUUACUUUGUUCUUGUAAAGACAUCUAUCGCGGUUUUUUGCCAGUUUGGGUGAGUGGGAGGGGGUUCUCUGUUAACAUACAAUCUUAACCUGGUGUGAACUCUGUGUUUGUCUGUGGAUUGCAUCCAACGUUUUCCACUGGCCAAUGGGGGAAUCCCUUAUUGAUCUUGGGUCGCAAUUGGGUAUCGAGAUCGCAAGGUUGCUCCCGGUUUGUUUGUGUGUCCGUCUCUGUUAUCAGAGACACAGUGGAGGCAUUAGUCAUGUCACCAACUGCCUGCCAUGUUAUCCAGGGUCACCACCAGUUGUCCCCAACAUGCUCUGCAAGAGAAGCAAUAUUGAAACCUGUUAAUAGAAAUGGUCCUCUUCCCCAUCAAUUAACUUUCCCCACCCAUCACCCUUAUUCUAUGGCCCUGGCUUGUGUCUCGUGAAUUUUAAAUCUGUUUCAUCUUAGGUGCUUUUGUUAAAGAGCAAUUUUCAGCUUUUUUUUCUUUUCAUUUUCUCCUUUAUAAAAUGAGACGUAUAACCCAGGAGGCGUAUUGCUUUGUGUACAGAAGAAGAAUCAAAAUGGAUGCUAGAUAAAGUGAUGUGGGGUCUGGACCAAAACUCCAAAGACUGAACUCUCAUUUCAUGUCUGUGAAGCAGGCCAAGGUCAGACCUGGACUGUCAUGUUUAGGGGCGUGUCUCAAUAGUCCAGAAUUGCUUCCUCCUCUCGCUUUACCUCCUUAUGUGCACUGAGACAAAGCACUGGCCUGCUUAGGUGACUAGUAUGUGGUAGAUGCCUACCAGAAACCUCACUGGUCUGAUCUUUUCUCUUGAGGAGUGGAGCAGAUGAGGGAAGGACACACCUCAAGACUAUUGAUGUGCAUGCUCAGUUUGGAGGAGGGACAGUAAAAAGGGAAUCUUCCCUAAUACAAACACGGGACUUUAUUAUUAUUAUUAUUUUCUCUUUUUUUUUUUUUUCUGUUGAAGUGGGCCAGUGGCCAGUCCCUACAGCUUUCUUUUCAGCAAAUCUGCUUCUUUUGGUUUUUACAUCGGGAGGUAAUUAACUUUUUUGGGGGGGUGGGGGGGCGGGGAGGGGACUAGGUGGAAGUUGCCCUCAUGUUUAAAUAUCUGUUCACGCUUCCCACAAAUGUUUUUAUAACAGAUUGGAAGGUAUGAAACUGAUCUGCGGUGGAGGGGCGACUUCCAGUUCAAGCAUGACAUGGGGGGGGGGGGGGGGGGGGGGGAGGGGUUAGUGUUCUGUACCCACAGGUCUUGUCAUGUUAUUAGUUUGUUUCUCUACUGAUUUGUACAUUAUUUGUCUUUUACUACUGUAUACAAUAAAUAUAGUUUGGUACUCAG
Molecule: messenger RNA, 1842 nt
Organism: Hypomesus transpacificus
Lineage: Eukaryota; Metazoa; Chordata; Actinopteri; Osmeriformes; Osmeridae
Gene: sumo3a
Product: small ubiquitin like modifier 3a
Exons: 4
Coding region: 119-403 (94 amino acids)
Biological process (GO): protein sumoylation
Cellular component (GO): nucleus
Molecular function (GO): ubiquitin-like protein ligase binding; protein tag activity
Source: RefSeq, a predicted model, not a curated record